AUGUCCAGCCCUCCUUUCUUUCCCGAUGACAUUCUUUUUCAUAUUUUCCAAUUUUUUGACUCUCCUUUCAUCAUCAAUGUCUGUAUGAAAGUCUCUCAUCAAUGGUUUCGUCAAUCAUGCGACAUGGAAUUGAAAUUAGACUUUUCCGAAUCGUUACGGGGAGGAAAGAUUAUUUCAUCAUCAGCACCAUGUGGUCUCAUCCAAUCCUCUAAUUUCAGCAAAUUAACUGAACUGAAUUUAGCCAACAAUUUUCUGGGAUCGGAGGGAGCAAAAGUAAUUGCUGCAUGCCCAAACAUGACCAAUUUGAAAGUCUUAAAUAUCGAAAAAACAGCAGUGGGCUAUGACGAUGGUUUGCUCUCCUUACUGCAAAGUCCAUAUAUCGUAAAUUUGACCAGCUUGAAUAUCAGUGGCCAUUGCAUGCAAGAUGCAAUUGCAGAAAUGGUUUCACAAAGUGAAAAUCUGAAAAAUGUCAAGUAUUUGUUUUUGCGAGAUUGUGCUAUUGGCACUUUGGGCUUUAAUUACUUGUUGAGCAGCAACCAUUUGGCUAAUUUGCUUUGUUUAGAUGUCUCAAAAAACCAAGUGGGAGCGGAAUGGUCUGACGAGGAAGACAUUCAGGAUGAUGAGAAAACUCCGCUCGAAUUUGGAGCAUGCCUCAAAAAUUUGACCCAACUCGAUUUACACAGAAACCAAUUGGAUGACUUUGUUGUGAAACUUCUAUUCUCAAAAGGUGAUACAUCAAGAUUUGCAAGUUUGAACGUGUUAGAUUUGUCCUUCAACAGUGUUGGCACUGAAGGCAUGAACGCUAUCUUUUCGAAUCCUUUUAUGAAAAACUUGACAUGUUUUAAAUGUCUCUCUCGAAAUGAAAUUGUGAUUGAAAAUUGUAGUGCUGCCAGCAACUUAUCAACAAUACAUGUGAAAUUAACAAAAGGUAAUGACGGACUGAAAGAACUUACAUCCUUCAAAAAGUUAGAAAAUCUUAUCCUGAGAAACAUUUCUGGAUUUGGAGUAGAAUUUCUUUCAGGUUGUGCGGAAUUGUUAACGAAUGUAACCUAUUUGGAUCUAAGUAAUGGAAGAAUUCCACCUGAGUCUUUUGAAAAAUUUGCUGAGUGCAAGUACACAACGAAUAUCAGAGAGCUGAUUCUGGAUAGUACUGAGAUUAAGGGGGUAGUUGCGUUGCAGCAUAUUUGCGAGAGCCAAUAUUUGACGAAUUUAACAUCUCUGAACUUAAGCGCCACACGGGUUAAUGAUGACUGUAUGUAUGCUUUUAUCAACAGCUCAUUCAGACUCCGCACUUUGGAACUAAAUGAUUGUGGCAUUACUGCAAUUGGAGCCAAAACGCUUGCCUCGUGUAAAAGCAUGAACAAUUUGGCAGAAUUAAGAAUUACCCAUAAUAAUAUUGGAAUUGAUGGAGCAGUUGAACUUGCAAAGAGUGAAAAUUUGAGCAAUUUGACGCUUCUAGAAGCAGAUUCAACAUCAAUUGGAAAUGAUGGUUUUACCGCUAUCGUUUCCAGUCCUUACAUGAAAAAUUUAAAAACCUUGCAUGUUCAACUUAAUGGUAUCCAAUCAGAUGGCGCAAAACACUUGGCAUCAAGCAGCUAUCUCAAUCAGCUGACAUAUUUAGAUUUGAGCUAUAACAAUAUAGAAGAUGAAGGCAUAAUCCAUCUUUCAGAGAGUCCCAAUAUAUCCAAUGUCAAGUCAUUGAUGCUGUGCAUUAAUAACAUUGGAGUGUUAGGUGCAAAGGCAAUGGCAUCUAGUCCAUUCUUCUCCAAUGUCACCUAUCUUGAUUUAGAUGGUAGUGGAAUAGGAGAUCAUGAGUCCAAGGGACUUCGUUCCAACCAAUUUGCAGAUGAAGGAGCCAUGGCAUUGGCAUCAAGUCCUUAUUUCGAAAAGUUGACAUUGUUGAAUUUAUCAGAUAAUCAAGUGGGAGGGAAGGAUGUGAAUGAUGAGGAUGCUGAAUUUAUUGCGAAUUGUCCAGAGCUCAUGCGAUUCCAUUCUUUACUACUUACUUACAACAUGAUGACUGACAAAGGAAGAGACUAUUUGAUGAACAGUAGCUAUUUUACGUAUCUCAGUUGUGGCUCAUUUAGCGGUUCUAAAUACAUGGAAGAUUAA
Messenger RNA from Naegleria lovaniensis, 2112 nucleotides. RefSeq lists its product as uncharacterized. NCBI's taxonomy places the organism in Eukaryota, Heterolobosea, Eutetramitea, Acrasida, Naegleriidae. The transcript has 2 exons. Bases 1 to 2112 code for a protein of 703 amino acids. Gene Ontology annotation, molecular function: small GTPase binding; GTPase activator activity. Gene Ontology annotation, biological process: activation of GTPase activity; nucleocytoplasmic transport. The record is from RefSeq and is a predicted model, not a curated record. Gene Ontology annotation, cellular component: perinuclear region of cytoplasm; nucleus; cytosol.